Paramecium octaurelia is the source of this 1010-nucleotide messenger RNA. The record is from the annotation of a GenBank genome assembly. NCBI's taxonomy places the organism in Eukaryota, Ciliophora, Oligohymenophorea, Peniculida, Parameciidae.
AUGCUUUUGUGUUUGUUAUUCUAACUCAUUAGAACCUAGAUUUUCGAUUGUUCCAUAACGUCAUCUGAAUGCUCAGAUAAUUACUCACCUGUGUGUGGGUUAACUAUUAAUCUGCUGUCCAUAUAAACUUUCAUGAAUGAAUGUUAUGCCUGCAAAGCUAAUCUUGUUGUUAAAUACAAGAAUGGAGAGUGCACAGAUUAUUCAGAUGAAAAAACCCCCAACAAUCAUAAUGAUGACAAAAAUGAAUAUAGUAAUUCAACCUUCUUUCCUUCUGGAAAUUACACUCAAUUAUUCUCUUGCUCAGAUCCUCGACCAAGUAUUUGCGGAACUAAGUAAACUGUAGCUUAUAUCAUGAAGUUAAAAACUUACUUGUGGAUUCUUAGACUCCUUGACUGAUUGCUAUGGUAAAUAUUGCUAAACUUAAUUCAUUAAUGAGUGUCAUGCUUGUAGAAAUACUUCGAUACACAAUUAUUUCUUUGGGAAAUGCUCAGAGUACAAGUAAAUACAAUGAAGUUCUUAUUCUUAGAUAAAGAUAAGCAACUGUGAUUCAGUGUAAUUCAGAUUAAAAGAAUUAAUGUGAUAUAAUGGAAUAAAUAGAUGUUUGUGGUUUCUUAAAUGAAACAGCAGUUUGUCAAAACCAGCCAUGUUUGCAACCAUUUAAGAAUACUUGUGAACCUUGCAAUUAAUCUAAUAUCAAAUCCUAUUUUAUUGGUAAUUGCAAUGAUUACAACAACCUAUUCUUUGGCACAGACUAAGACUAGAUAGAAGAUGCUUCAGAAUAAUAAUAAAAAUAUCAAUAUUGCUAGCCUGAAAGACCAUCUUCUUGUAAUUAGGAUUUUUCAUAAACUUGUGGGGUAUUAAAAUCAUGUAAUGGAACUGGUUGUGAACGAAUAUAUGAUAAUCCAUGUAGUGCAUGUCAAAAUACUCUAAUUGAAGGCUAUUACAUAGGAUAGUGUUAGUAGAAUUUUGGCUAUAUUUUCUCAAUCUUAAUGAUUUAACUGUUAUUCUGA